CACUUUGGAUAGGAAGAGGAGGUGGGACAGCGCGGGGCUGGUGCCUGCCUAUGCCCCCGGUUGUCAGCUCCCCCCCCACCGCGGCCCCCGCACCUCAUCCCCAUUGGGGCUGGUGGCUGCGGGGGGGGGGUGUGAUGUGGGGGGGGCUUUCUCCCGCAGCCAUCCCGUUGUCAUGGUUAUGGGAUGAUGGGAAGCAGGAGCGAUGCGGGUGGCUUCUCUCCAGCCGCUCAGCUCCUCGGCCCCCCCAUGCCCGGGGGCCAGGACCCACCGGGUGCCAGUGGGGACCGGGUGAUCCCAUGUCCCACUCGGCUUCCCGCAUCCAUGAGCCGUAUCCCGAAGCAAAGUGGGGCUGGGGGCGCUGGGGGGCGGCCUCUGAGCCGCAGCCCCAUCAGGCGCCCGCCGCAUCUCUCCGGGCAGAGCAAGGAGAAGGAGAAGAUGAAGGAGGGCAAGGAGAAGGACGCCCGCUACACCAAUGGCCACCUUUUCACCACCAUCACCGUGUCUGGCAUGACCAUGUGCUUCGCCUGCAACAAGAGCAUCACGGCCAAGGAAGCUCUGAUCUGCCCCACCUGCAACGUCACCAUCCACAACCGCUGCAAGGACACGCUGCCCAACUGCACCAAGGUGAAGCAGAAGCAACAGAAAGCGGCUCUGCUGAAGAAUAGCUCGGCGCUGCAGUCGGUUUCACUGCGCAAUAAGACUGCCAUCCGGGAACGCCCCAACUCUGCCAUUUACCCCUCGGAAAGCUUCCGGCAAACGCUGCUGGGCCCCCGCCGGGGCCGACCCUCCCUUUCCCUCUCCAAAAGCGUCUCCACCACCAACAUCUCAGGGACGUUCAAUGAUGAGUCUCCGCUGGGAAUACGGCGCAUCCUGUCCCAGUCCACGGAUUCCCUCAACAUGCGCAACCGCACGCUGUCCGUGGAGUCGCUCAUCGAUGAAGGUCCUGACAUGAUCCUGAACCAGCUGAUGAGCGACUUUGAGACGGACGGGAAGGAUUUUGAGGCGGAUUCCUGGAGCCUGGCGGUGGACAACAGCUACCUGCAGCAGCACAAGAUGGAUGUGAUGAAGCGCCAGGACGUCAUCUAUGAGCUGAUCCAGACGGAAAUCCACCACGUCCGCACGCUGAAGAUCAUGGGCGCCGUGUUCCGCAAGGCCAUGCUGGAGGAGCUGCAGCUCGACCCGGCCUCGGUGCACAGGAUCUUCCCCUGUGUGGACGAGCUGAGCCAGAUCCACGAGCGCUUCCUGGCGCAGCUCCUGGAGCGGCGCCGCGAGUCCUUGGCCCAGGACAGCAACAAGAACUUUGUCAUCAACCGCCUUGGGGACAUCCUGGUCAGCCAGUUCUCCGGGAGCAGCGCGGAGCAGCUCAGGAAAGCCUACUCGGAGUUCUGCAGCAAGCACACCAAGGCCGUGAAGGAGUACAAGGACCUGCUGGCCCGAGAUAAGCGCUUCCAGCAGUUCAUCCGGAGGAUGGCGCGGUCCCCUCUGCUCCGCCGCCACGGCGUUCCCGAGUGCAUCCUGCUGGUGACACAGAGGAUCACCAAGUACCCGGUGCUCAUCGAGCGCAUCCUGAAGAACUCCAAAGACAAUGAGGGCGACUCCGCGGACCUGUCACGGGCGCUGAGGCUGGUGAAGGAGCUGAUCUCAUCCAUCAAUGAGGAGGUGCACGAGUGCGAGAUGAACGCGCGGCUCUGGGACGUCUACAGGCGCGUGGACGGCCGGGCCAAGGUGCAGCUGCCCUGGGAGAGCCGCGCCGGCGUCUUCGGCCGCGACGAGCUCCUGCGCCGCAAACUGGUGCACAGCGGGUGCAUGCUCUGGAAGACUGCAGCCGGGCGCUUCAAAGAUGUGCUGGUGCUGCUGCUGACCGAUGUCCUCAUCUUCCUGCAAGAGAAGGACCAGAAAUACACCUUUCCAAUGCUGGACAAGCCGGCCGUCGUGUCCCUGCAGAAUCUGAUCGUGCGGGAUAUCGCCAACCAGGAGAAGGGGAUGUUCCUGAUCAGCGCCGCGCCACCGGAGAUGUACGAGGUCCAUGCCGCAUCCCGCGACGACCGCAACCACUGGAUGAAGCUCAUCCAGCAGACGGUCGGGCUCUGUCCCAGCCGACAGGACUUCCCCUUGAUUGAGACAGAGGUCGAAGCAUCUUUACGCAAGCUGAAAGACCGUAUCCUGCAGCAGGAUCGGAAGCUGACGGCGCUCCUGGAGGAGAAGGUCGGGCUCUUUGCGGACAUGCUGGCGCUGACCGGUGCCGAGGAGCCCUCUCCCACCCUGGCCCCACGCUCCCUCUUCCACUCCGACUCAGCCGAGGCUUCCCGAGGGGAAAAGCUGAUGCACAAUGCUAUCCGGGAAGUGGAAUGCCUCACGGAGAUCUUCACUGGCUCCGGACGCGACCGGGAUCAGAGCAGUGAGGCCGAGACCUGCCCCAGCACCAGCACCAGCAACGGUGAUGCCAGCAGCUUCAAUGGCUCCAUGGAAUUCUGCCGCACGGAUCCGGAUGCUGGGCAGCGGGAUGGGAAUGGCAACCAGGUCCUGCCGCGGGUACCGCAGGAGGAAAUCAACCAGCGACUGGUGAACCUCUACAGCCUCCUGCAUGAGCUCCAGGCGGUGGUGCUGCAGCAGGACACGCUGCUGGAGCUGCGGCUGCAGGAGGCUCCGGACAAACCCUCCCGGCGCGGCUCCCAAGCGGCUCCGGCCGAGCCGGCGCCCCGGGUGGGCGAGAAACCGGGAUCGACGGAGCUGGCGCUGCUGCAGCGGCAGCACGGGCUGCUGCAGGAGGAGCUGGGCCGCUGCCGGCAGCAGUGCCAGGAGCGGGCGCAGGAGGCGGCGGCGCUGGAUUCCCGGCUGCGGGACAGCGAGCGGGAGCGCGCCCGCCUGGAGCGGGAGCUGGAGGAGGCGCGGCGGGAGCUGGGCGCGCUGCGGCACGACGGCGCUGUCACCACACGGGGGCGCCGCGGAGCCGACUCGCGGCGCAGGAGCCUGCCGGCAGGGGACGCGCUGUACCUGAGCUUCACCCCGCCGCAGCACAGCGGGCUCUCGUUCCACUCCCCCCCCUUCGCCCCCUGCCCGCGAGAGGACCUGGAAUACGGGCUGGGGGUUGAUCCCGACCGGCUCCGGGAUGGCAACGACGGCCUGGAUGUGCUCCUGGAGGAUGAAGCCUUGGGAAGCCGCCGCUCCCCCCCAACCAGCCCCCGAGAUUUCCUAAGGAUGCAGGAUAUUCCCGAGGAGGUGGAGAGCAGCCAGGAGCUGAAGGAUGGCGAUGGGGGCUCCUCCGAUAGUUAGGGACCAGCUCCGGCCCCACCCCCAGCACCCCAUAACCACGUGGAUCCAUAUGGGGAGCAUUGGGGACAGUGGGAUUUGGAAGCUGCUAUUCCCAUGGGAGCCUUACGGAGCUGGAGGGGGGGGGGGGUGGGACCAAUUUGGGGUCCCCCGUCUCUGCUGGGAUCUAUUUAUUUAUUGUGAUGGGUUGGGGGAUCCCAGCACAGGGCAGGAUGCAGCCCCUACUACCCCCCAGUUUUGGGGGUCCCCGGGUAUGUGGGCAGCAGGCCAUGGGGUUGGGGUCGGUUCUCGGUUCCCCCUCAAUUUAACUGUAAAAAGUACCAGAAAGGAAGGAAAAAUGAGUGGAAAAUCAUUAAAAAGCCCUGUUUGGACCCAA
Molecule: messenger RNA, 3646 nt
Organism: Neopsephotus bourkii (Bourke's parrot)
Lineage: Eukaryota; Metazoa; Chordata; Aves; Psittaciformes; Psittacidae
Gene: ARHGEF2
Product: Rho/Rac guanine nucleotide exchange factor 2
Exons: 21
Coding region: 184-3273 (1029 amino acids)
Biological process (GO): cell morphogenesis; actin filament organization; regulation of Rho protein signal transduction
Cellular component (GO): cytoskeleton; ruffle membrane
Molecular function (GO): microtubule binding; guanyl-nucleotide exchange factor activity
Source: RefSeq, a predicted model, not a curated record